AUGGAACUCUGGGAGCACAGAUUCCCCCGCCGCUCCAGGGACUGCAGGUUCCCCUGCGACCUUAGGGAGCCCAGGUUCCCCCGCCAAACUAGGGAGCCCAGGUUUCCCCGCCACCUCAGGGAAGCCAAGGUUCCCCCGCCAACUCAAGGAGCACAGAUUCCCCCGCCACUCCAGGGACUGCGAGUCCCCUGCGACCUCAGGGAGCCCAGGUUCCCCCGCCAAACUAGGGAGUCCAUGUUCCCGGCCACCCAAGGGACCACCGAUUCCAACGCCAUCACAGGGAGUCCAGAUUCCCCCGCCACCCAAGGGAGCCAAGGUUUCCCCGCCACCCAAGGGAGCCCAGGUUCCCCCGGCACCACAGGGAGCCCAGGUCCCCCGCCACCCAAGGGAGCCCAGGUUUCCCCGCCACCUCAGGGAAGCCAAGGUUCCCCCGCCGCCCCAGCUUCCCCCGCUAACUCAGGGAGCCCAGGUUCACCCGCCACCCCAGGUACCCCAGGCACCCCAGGUUCACCCGCCUGCUCAGGCACCCCAGGUUCACCCGCCUCCCCAGGUUCCCCCUUCUCCCCAGGUUCACCCGCCACCCCAGACACCCCAGGUUCACCCACCACCCCAGGCACCCCAGGUUCACCCGCCUCCCCAGGUUCACCCGCCACCCCAGGCACCCCAGGUUCACCCGCCACCCCAGACACCCCAGGUUCACCCGCCUCCCCAGGUUCACCCGCCACCUCAGGGAACCCAGGUUUUCCCACAUCCCGGGGAGCCCAGGAUCCCACGCCACCUCAGGGACCCUUGGGUUCCCCCGCCACCUCAGGAAGCCCAGCUUUCUCAGCCACCUCAGUGAGCCUAGGUUCCCCCGCCACCUCAGGAAGACCAGCUUCCUCAGCCACCCAGGCACCCCAGGUUUCCCCGCCACCUCAGGGAGCCUAUACUUCCCCCGCCACCUCAGGGGGCCCAGCUUUCUCAGCCACCUCAGGGAGACAAGAUUUCUCCGCCACCCCAGAUUUCCCCGCCACUACAGGGAGCCCAGUUUUUUCUGCCACCCCAGCUCUCCCUGCCACCUCAGGGAGCCAAGCUUUCUCCGCCAUCUCAGGGACACAAGGUUCACCCGCCACUUCAGGGUCCCUUGCUUUUGCCUCGCCACCCCAGGGAGCCCAGGUCCUGCAAGCUCCCCAGGCAAAACAGGUUCCCCCGCCACCUCAAGGAUCCCAGCUUUUCCCGCCACCCCGGUUCCCUAACUAUGGGUAA
Haliotis rufescens (red abalone) is the source of this 1245-nucleotide messenger RNA. Its product is annotated as collagen alpha-5(IV) chain-like. NCBI's taxonomy places the organism in Eukaryota, Metazoa, Mollusca, Gastropoda, Lepetellida, Haliotidae. The transcript has 2 exons. The record is from RefSeq and is a predicted model, not a curated record. The coding region runs from base 1 to 1245 and encodes 414 amino acids.